Molecule: messenger RNA, 2180 nt
Organism: Ictalurus punctatus (channel catfish)
Lineage: Eukaryota; Metazoa; Chordata; Actinopteri; Siluriformes; Ictaluridae
Gene: parpbp
Product: PARP1 binding protein
Exons: 11
Coding region: 98-1876 (592 amino acids)
Biological process (GO): negative regulation of double-strand break repair via homologous recombination
Cellular component (GO): chromatin
Source: RefSeq, a predicted model, not a curated record
AAAUUUUCAGACGGCGUUCAGGUUGGAAAUCACAGGAUCCUUCAGCUGAUCUGCUCGUUCAUCAUCUGUUCGUUGUUCCAGUUUGAAAAGCAGGACAAUGGGGAUCGACGAGUUAAACCUAAAAGCUCGUAUCAGAGUGUUUAGGCGAGAGUGUCACCGGGUUUUGGACUCGGAGAGGACCAUAAUACAUGGAGCAGACAGCAUGCUGAUGGUCCUCCAGUUGGCCGCUGCUGAGGUCCACAAGCAGGAAAGAGGAGAGUUCGGUGUAGCUUUGAGCGACGUGCUGGAGGCUUGGAAAUGCUUGCUUCUGGACAAGCUCCACCUGUCCCGCGACGGCUCCCCGCUCCCCGAGAAUUACGAGCUCAUCCGUAAAGAGUACGAUGGUUUUUUAAAGCGCACCAACACGGUGGACCUGAUCGACGUCUACAACAUGUACGAGGAGCUGAAACGGGACGAGGACCCCGAGGACCCCCUGACUGCAGCGCAGAUGUUCGAGUUCCUGCAGGGCAGCCCGGAGGACGCGGAAGAAACCGAGACGAGAAGAAGCCCUCGGGUUCCGGCUACACCAUCGAACCGGGUCAGGACCUGCAGCGCACAGGUGCGGCGAGCAGUCCGGAGGCUCUUUUGCUCGUAUUUGGGUAUGCUGGUGAACACGAAGAACGACUUGGCCCUCGCACACGCUCUGAACACUCCCGACCGCUGUCUAGGGCGCACGGCGUUUACCGACCUCAAACGCGCAGCACGCAAAAGCGCCACGUCUCUAUUUCUGGCAGCGACUUCGUUUAUCCGGGCGAUAGAGCUGGGUGGGAAAGGCUACGCCCCUCCGGAAUCUGACCCUUUAAGGAAGCACUUAAAGGGUUUGUCUAUGUUUGUCCAUUUCAUGGACCAGCUGGAAGACAUCCUGGGAGAAACCCCCAACCCCAGUGCUGCUGGAGGCAGGAUGGUGUCCAGCAUUAGAGCAGUUCUCCUGAAGGGUCUCAGUAACGCAGAUCCGGUGUACACUACUGUAGAAGACACGGUGAAGGAGCUCAAGGAAAGAAUCCAGCAAAUCCACACCCUUCAGAAGGAGUCCGCUUGUGGCACAGGGAUCAGUCCAGCCAGGCCCAGAACGUACGCCAUCAAUCACGCCACUGCCUAUGCAGGCAGAGAGACCGUUAAAGUCCUGAUCACAGUGUUGGAUGAAGAAGCUCUGGCGCCGCCCUGCAGGAACAAAGCGCAACUGCUCACUGAUGAUCAGACCGUUCUCAACGAAGCUGAGCCCACGUGUCUCCUCUCGCUCUAUAAAUCUCCAGAGCUUCCCACGGGACUCUCUCCAAAACCCCUGCGCGACCGCGUCCAGAUCCAGCAAGAACACGCCAAGUCUAAGGUAAGGGAAAGAGGCAUCCGUUCGCAGUUUGCCUGCACGUACGUGGAUGACGGUCUGCCUCUAAAUCGUGUGCUGGAUUUUCCCAGCACGAGUCGGCUCCCGACCUGCGUUCAUCCCGCUCCUAAACGGACGGUCCCCGCGGCCGUCGAUGCGCCCCCGGAGGACGAGACCGACCCUGCAGACGAACGCGAAAAACAAGUCGAGGUGGAACAUCAGGCCUGCCGUAGUUCGGGGACCGAACGAGCCUUCGAGCAACGCGGCACCAACGGCCCGAUCCGAACAGGUGUUUCAAGGAAAGGAGUGGCAGAACUCCAAACCAUCACCAAAACUUCCAAGAGGAAGCUGUCAAACAGAGAGUGUGUGGAACAAGGAGGUGAUGAGAACCAGCCGCCCCAGAAGAGACCUCCUGCCAAAGCCUGUAGCUCAGGGCCAGGGAAGAAGAGCGGCAACACGGCUAGAAAGAAGCUCAUUGUAGGUCAGGGCAAGCUUACAAGCUUUUUCCGGCUAUGAUUUAAAGCUUAUACGGGAUGCUUCAUCAGGACAUCUCGCGUCCUCUCUGAUCACGUCCUUCAUCCGAGCGUGUGAUGAGUAUACGUCAGACCUUCAGGCAUACGUGUGAAGACUUGCACGGUUACUUUUUGAUUAAACCCCUUUGGGGCUCACUAUUGUAUCGAUGCAUUGAAAACCUUCUACAUGCGGUUUUAUACCCAAAGGCAUCGAUCAUUUCACAACGGUCUCGCAUUGUUCUGUUUUUUUUUUUUGUAGUCAAGCAAGUACAUCAUUUCUGGUUUUAAUAAAGUUUUAUUUGACUGUA